Molecule: messenger RNA, 564 nt
Organism: Rotaria sp. Silwood1
Lineage: Eukaryota; Metazoa; Rotifera; Eurotatoria; Philodinida; Philodinidae
Source: the annotation of a GenBank genome assembly
AUGCCAACAAAAACUGUUGCUUUUGUUAAAGAUUCAAUCUAUCUUGAUGCAUUACAAUAUCGACAAUCAUCAGGUCGUGCUGGUCGUCGUGGUUUUGAUGUUCAAGGUCAUGUUGUAUUUGUUGAUAUACCUUUACCAAAAAUUAGUCAUUUACUUAUAUCAGCUAUACCAAAUAUCCGUGCACAUUUUCCAACAAGUGUUACAUUUUUAAUGCGUCUUCUUCAUCUGUGCUCAAAUGCCAAAGAUUCAAAGGAUGCAAUAAAUCGAUCAUUAACUGCAUUACAAUGUUCUUUACUUGCACAAUCGUCUACAAAACAUCAAUUGAUAGAUAUUCAAAUACAUUUUCAUUGUUUAUUUACAUUAGAUUUUCUUUAUCGAUUAAAUUUAAUUAAUCAACAUGGUGAUCUUAUUGGUUUAGCUGGUCUUCUAACACAUUUACAUUAUUUUGAGCCAGCAAAUAUUUUGCUUGUCUAUCUUAUGGAUACUCAAUAUUUUCAUUUAGUUAAAGAUGAAAUUGAUAUUAUGACUAUAUUUGCUUAUCUCUUUACUUAUAUGCCAUGGUGA